This is a messenger RNA of Electrophorus electricus (electric eel), 1398 nucleotides long. The record is from RefSeq and is a predicted model, not a curated record. Lineage: Eukaryota; Metazoa; Chordata; Actinopteri; Gymnotiformes; Gymnotidae.
AUGACUUCGGGCGACCAGCUCGCCUUCAAGCCGCCAGAUGAGGCGAACGCCCGAUACCUCGUCAAGUUGCACAUGGUUGCCGUGGAAAUGAACUCUGACACUCUGAAGAAUGGAAUACUCUAUUACACGCUGACAGGGAAAACUGCUGAAUCAGUAACUGAGAAUAAGAAGAAGUGUGAUUGUAAGCCUAACUACAUUGGUGAUGGUCUGGAGUGUGAGCUGAAGGUGCUUCCAGUGAAUCGCUGCAUGCAGGAUAACGGCCAGUGUCACUCUGACGCUCAGUGCACUGACCUUCACUACCAGGAUAAGACCGUUGGGGUCUUCCACUACCGUUCUCCACUGGGAGUGUACAAACUCAACUACACACAGGCCCAGGAGGCCUGCAAGCAGGAGGGAGGCACUAUUGCUACAUACACACAACUGUCCUAUGCUCAGCAGGCUGGGUACAGUCUGUGUUCUGCCGGGUGGCUCGAGCAGGAGCGCGUGGCCUAUCCCAUGAGCUAUUCCCACCUCAAAUGUGGCUUUGGUCACGUGGGCAUCGUGGACUACGGCAAACAAACUGACCUGAGCAGGACCUGGGACACGUUCUGCUACCGGCCAAAGGAUGUGAAAUGUGAGUGUAAGAUGGGCUACAUUGGUGAUGGAUACACUUGCACUGGAAACCUGCUACAGGUUCUCUCCUCCAAGCCCAACUUUUCCAACUUUCUGUCACAAAUCUUGAAUUGCUCCAGAACUUCAGCAUCAGGUCAAGAGUUUGUGAGGCGUCUCAGCAACAUAACCACCCAGUCCACCCUGUUUGUGCCUGAUAAUGACGGUCUCUAUGAGAACGAGACACUGUCCUACAGGGAUUUAGAGCACCACCUGCUGGAUGGGAGAGCUCUGGUGCUGCAAGCUCUCAUUAACGUCAGCCAUGUUCGAACACAUCUGGGACAUACACUCAGUGUGAAAGGGGUUCCUAGCCUGCAGAGCCCCCAGACACUGGCUUCAUUUGGAUAUGUCAAUGACCAUUACAUUAUCGAAUCCGACAUUUUUGCAUCCAAUGGGAUCAUCCAUGUGCUGCAUGGACCACUGAAAGCUCCACCCCCUCCGGCCCCUUCCCUCCACCCCGCCCACAAGGCAGGGAUGGGCAUCGGUGUUCUGUUACUCAUCAUCCUUAUCAUGGCUGGAGCAUUUGUGGCCUACCAUUUCUACACCCAGCAAUCCAAGCCUUUCCAGUUCCACUACUUCAAGGAAGAUGAGAAUGAAGACAGCAGCCCUUCUGGAUCAGCCCCGUACAUCUCCAACCCCACGUAUGAGUCCACACCUGCCCCCACUGACCCCCACCUCCCAGCAGAUGAGAAGGAUGAUGAGCAGCAGGUGGUUGCCAGUGGCCCUUAUGAUCUUCUGCAGGAUAGCUGA